UGUUAACAAUCUUUCUGUAAAUGUUAAAAUUUUGGGUGCCCACAGCGUGUUUGUGUGAGGUGUGCGGGUGUGUGCACAUCAUUUAACCGCAAAGAUAUUUAUUAUCAAAUAAAUGGCACCGCCAAGAACCAACCAGCGGCCUGUGACCCGACGCAAAAAGCCCAGCAACCUGUUGCUCACGUUAAAGGACAAAUAUGUCAAUUGGAACUUUAUCAAAUACCUGGCAUUCGAGCCGGCUGCGCUGCCCAUUGUUGCGGUGCUGAUUGUUUUGGCCGAGGCGGUUAUCAACGUGCUUGUCAUUCAACGUGUGCCCUACACCGAGAUCGACUGGAAGGCCUACAUGCAGGAAUGUGAAGGCUUUCUGAAUGGCACAACCAAUUAUUCGCUGCUGCGAGGUGACACCGGCCCCUUGGUAUAUCCGGCCGCAUUUGUCUAUAUUUACUCGGGACUGUACUAUUUAACCGCGCAGGGUACCAAUGUGCGUCUGGCCCAGUACAUAUUCGCCUGGAUCUACUUGCUCCAGAUGUGCCUCGUGUUGCGCCUCUAUACGAAGAGCCGCAAGGUGCCGCCCUAUGUACUGGUGCUGAGCGCCUUCACAUCCUACCGCAUCCAUUCGAUCUAUGUGCUCCGGCUGUUCAAUGAUCCGGUGGCCAUUCUACUGCUCUAUGCGGCGCUAAAUCUGUUCCUCGAUCAGCGUUGGACGCUGGGAAGCAUUUGCUAUAGCCUCGCUGUUGGUGUCAAGAUGAAUAUAUUACUGUUUGCUCCCGCGCUGCUGCUCUUCUAUUUGGCUAAUCUGGGCGUGCUCGGGACUCUGGUGCAGCUCACAAUUUGCGCGGGACUACAGCUGCUAAUAGGCGCGCCCUUUUUGCUCACCCAUCCUAUGGAAUAUCUGCGCGGCAGCUUCGACCUGGGUCGCAUCUUCGAGCAUAAGUGGACGGUCAACUAUAGAUUUCUAAGCAGGGAACUCUUCGAGCAGCGUGAGUUUCACUUGGUUCUGCUGGGACUACAUCUGGUGCUGCUGCUGUGCUUCGCCAAGCCCACCUGGACGUUCUUUAGAAGCUACCUGAGACUGCGAGAGGUGCAGCAACACAUUGUGCCACAAAUCCUGCAAAAGAAUCGCGAGCAGCAGAACCAGGCAAGGCAGUCCAAGCAGCAGGAGGAGGAGGAGCAACUGAGUGCCGAGCAAAAGUCCUUCCUCAAGGCAUUCGAGCGGAGUCUGCAACAAAGCACGGAUCAGAAACCAGCAGAACCAUUGAACCAAGCUCCCGAAAAAUACGACAUUUAUUUUGAGCCAUGCACGCAGCUGGCGCUGCUGCCCUUCUUCCUGUGCAACUUCAUUGGCGUCGCCUGCGCCCGGUCGCUGCAUUAUCAGUUCUACAUUUGGUACUUUCACUCGCUGCCAUAUUUGGUUUGGUCUACGCCGUAUUCGCUCGGCGUGCGCUUUUUAAUUCUGGGCAUUAUCGAGUACUGCUGGAACACCUAUCCCAGCACGCUGGAGUCCAGCAUAGCCCUACAUCUGUGUCAUUUAGUUCUGCUUGUGGGCGUGGCACGCCACGUCUACCACAUCAUGAGGCUGAACGCGUCGGUAAAGCAACAGCAGCAACAGCAGCAGCAGCGGCAGGAACAAUCCAUUCUACAAAAUGGUCAACCAAAGACGUCCAAAAAAUCGCAAUAAUCAAUUACAAUACAUAGACAUAUAUAUACAUAUGCAUGUUCAAAAAAUCAUGGAAAGAAAAUAACGCCUUAAACAUUUACAUAUGUGACUUUUUCCGGGAAUAGAUUGCCAGCUAAUAUAUAUUUAAUAGGCCAGCCCAGCUCGAUAUUAGUAAGAACUUCAAGCUGAAGCGAUCUUUUGAUAUAAAGGUUAUAGAACUAUAUAUAUUAUAGAAUUAUUAUAGUAGAACACCUUCGAAAACGUAAUCAGUUUUAUUGUCAUUAUUGGUAAAGGUUGACCCAGGCCAAAAGCACAUGCAUGUCCGAAGAGCUUAAAGUAAAAUAUCCUAUUGAUAUAUAUGUAUAUAUAUAAAGUAAAAUAUCCUAUUGAUAUAUAAAUAUAUAUAUAUAUAUGUGUAAUUAUA
Messenger RNA from Drosophila montana, 2078 nucleotides. It is a transcript of the gene Alg3, whose product is annotated as Alg3, alpha-1,3- mannosyltransferase. Gene Ontology annotation, cellular component: endoplasmic reticulum. Bases 113 to 1675 code for a protein of 520 amino acids. Gene Ontology annotation, molecular function: dol-P-Man:Man(5)GlcNAc(2)-PP-Dol alpha-1,3-mannosyltransferase activity. The transcript is spliced from 3 exons. Lineage: Eukaryota; Metazoa; Arthropoda; Insecta; Diptera; Drosophilidae. The record is from RefSeq and is a predicted model, not a curated record.